Dioscorea cayenensis subsp. rotundata (Guinea yam) is the source of this 2045-nucleotide messenger RNA. RefSeq names its product eukaryotic peptide chain release factor GTP-binding subunit ERF3A. The transcript has 16 exons. Lineage: Eukaryota; Viridiplantae; Streptophyta; Magnoliopsida; Dioscoreales; Dioscoreaceae. The coding region runs from base 116 to 1732 and encodes 538 amino acids. The record is from RefSeq and is a predicted model, not a curated record. Gene Ontology annotation, molecular function: GTP binding; translation release factor activity; GTPase activity. Gene Ontology annotation, biological process: translational termination; translation; nuclear-transcribed mRNA catabolic process, deadenylation-dependent decay. Gene Ontology annotation, cellular component: translation release factor complex.
AGCCCGAAGAGCUCCAACUCCAGAGCGCCGCCUUCAUCGUCACUAUAAAGCCCUAGACCUUCUCCUUCUUCUCCUCCACCGUUGCUGCCGUCGCCGCGCCUCCCAAUCGCCGUAGAUGGACGAAGAAGCGAGAGUCGAGGUCGCCGUGCCGCCACCUGUGGUCGUUGAUGGUGAUGUGGCUGAUGAUUGGAGUAAGGAGGAUGAUGGCGCUGCGCCGGUGGCCCAUCACGCUGCUGAGACCGUAGAUCCUCCUCCUGAGCCGCAGCCUUUACCUCAAGAUAGCAAUGAGGACAUUCAAACAGGCCUCCAGUCACUGCAAUUGGAACCAAAGGCAAAAGACAAAGAGAUCGCUAAACCUGAGAUUGCUCAAGUUUUAGAAGUGAAGGAUGAGGCCAAGAAACGUCACCUAAAUGUUGUUUUCAUUGGUCAUGUUGAUGCUGGUAAAUCCACAACUGGAGGGCAAAUACUUUUCCUCAGCGGUCAGGUGGAUGAUCGAACUAUUCAAAAAUAUGAAAAAGAAGCAAAAGACAAAAGUCGAGAAAGCUGGUAUAUGGCCUAUAUCAUGGACACUAACGAGGAAGAGCGUGUAAAGGGGAAGACAGUGGAGGUUGGCAGAGCUCAUUUUGAGACAGAAAACACGAGGUUCACAAUAUUGGAUGCUCCAGGCCACAAAAGUUAUGUGCCAAACAUGAUCAGUGGUGCAUCUCAAGCCGAUGUUGGUGUUCUUGUUAUAUCCGCUCGGAAGGGGGAGUUUGAAACUGGUUAUGAGAAGGGGGGGCAGACCCGUGAACAUGUCCAACUUGCAAAAACAUUGGGUGUUUCUAAGUUGGUUGUAGUUGUGAACAAAAUGGACGACCAUACUGUAGGAUGGUCCAAAGAAAGGUUUGAUGAGAUUGAGUCUAAGAUGGUCCCUUUCUUAAGAUCUUCGGGUUAUAAUGUGAAGAAAGAUGUUCAAUUUCUUCCUAUUUCUGGUUUGGUUGGCACCAAUAUGAAGACUAGAGUAGAAAAAAAAACCUGUGGAUGGUGGGAUGGUCCAUGUCUUUUUGAAGUCCUGGAUUCCAUUCAAGUUCCAUUGCGUGACCCCAAUGGUCCGCUAAGGAUGCCAAUCAUUGAUAAAUACAAAGACAUGGGAACAGUUGUCAUGGGCAAAGUAGAGUCGGGAAGCAUCCAGGAAGGCGAUAGCUUAUUGAUCAUGCCCAAUAAAGCUCAGGUGAAAGUGGUUGCUGUUUAUUGUGAUGAAGAUAAGGUUACUAGAGCUGGGCCUGGUGAAAAUUUAAGGGUUAAACUGUCUGGGGUUGAAGAAGAGGAAAUUUUGACUGGGUUUGUGCUCUCAAGCAUUGCAAGUUCAGUCCCUGCUACUUUUGAAUUUAAAGCCCAGUUGCAAAUUCUGGAAUUAGUUGACAAUGCCAUUUUUACUGCUGGUUACAAAGCAGUGCUGCACAUUCAUGCAGUCAGUGAGGAGUGUGAAAUUGUUGAGCUUAUAGAAGAAAUUGAUAUGAAGAAGAAGAAAGACGAUGAUCCAAAGAAGAAGAAGGCAAAGAAAAAACCUCUUUUUGUUAAGGCAGGGGCUGCUGUCUUGUGCCGAAUCCAGGUGAGCAAUCUAAUCUGCGUCGAGAAUUUUGCUGAUUAUCCGCAGUUGGGCAGGUUCACCCUACGAACCGAAGGGAGAACAAUUGCGAUAGGAAAAGUCGUCGCGCUUCCACCAGCAGGAAGCUCCUCAUUUUCAGCAUAAACCAAAAUUUUGACAAAGAUGGUACCAGAUUUCUCUCUCGUUUCCCUUUCGGCAGAUGUGUGAUAUUUACCCUUCUUCUGAUCAACCUCGUCCGGUAUUCGAACUCUGAAGAUGUUGCAGAAAAAAACCAAGUGGAACUUCUAGUAAAUUAUAUGCACAUCUUGAUCAUUUGGAUUUGUGAUUCAUCCCAGACUUCUCUGAAUUUCUGCUGUUAGAAAGUUCAAAUGAUUUUUGAGUUGUAUUAUGUGGAAAAUAAGCCUUUGUUUAUCUUAAAUUUGUUUUUCAUUACUUUUGAGAGCUCAUUUAUUUCUCU